AUGAACCCGUCAAAGGUAGUCCAAGGUACGCCAAACAGCGUAGAAUGGGACCCAAGAAACCCACCGGACACACCAUUUUUCACGGAAACUACAGCAGUGGAGCGCAGUCGCAUUCCGACGGAAUACAUUCGUCGAAUGGAAGAAGCUACACGCUUGUACGCGAUGCAUAGGGAAGGGCGCCACGCACUUCACACAGCCUGUCAAAUAGCUUCGUGGACAGUCGCCACGCAAUGCUGUUGGCUUUGCGUAGGUGUGUGGCUCACAGUGCGCGGGUACCGUCACGCCAAUCCUGCACAUUCAUUUGUAAGUGGUAUGACGUCUAACAAAGUCUUCUGUCGUGUGUUUACUCCCAUCCCAGUGCUUGGCUUGACCAUGAUGGGUGUGACGGCAGCACAACUCCCACGAGACGUGAAAGUUCUGAUCACUGCGCGUGAGGGAAGGAUGGAAGAGGAAAACUGCAUGAAGAGCGCCUUUGACCAGUGCAUGGCGGCGCUCGCAGAGGGCAGAUUAGCUAUGGGGAAAGAGGGAAUCCUGACAGCCUAA
Molecule: messenger RNA, 543 nt
Organism: Trypanosoma brucei brucei TREU927
Lineage: Eukaryota; Euglenozoa; Kinetoplastea; Trypanosomatida; Trypanosomatidae
Exons: 1
Coding region: 1-543 (180 amino acids)
Source: RefSeq, a predicted model, not a curated record